Chinchilla lanigera (long-tailed chinchilla) is the source of this 3209-nucleotide messenger RNA. RefSeq names its product stonin 2 (gene Ston2). Gene Ontology annotation, cellular component: synaptic vesicle; AP-2 adaptor complex. Gene Ontology annotation, molecular function: clathrin-cargo adaptor activity. NCBI's taxonomy places the organism in Eukaryota, Metazoa, Chordata, Mammalia, Rodentia, Chinchillidae. The record is from RefSeq and is a predicted model, not a curated record. Gene Ontology annotation, biological process: clathrin-dependent endocytosis; regulation of endocytosis; synaptic vesicle endocytosis.
AUUUCUGCUUGGCAGAGCAAUCAAAUGCAAGAAGGACUAAUCUGUCUCCAUUCUGAGUACUGGCAAGGCUCCUCCACCCCAGACAUGGUUCUGGGGUCCAUCUGAGGUCAGCCGUGUGAAGAUGAUCAGCGCUUUCUUAGCAUGACGACCUUGGACCAUGUGAUCGCUACCCAUCAGUCAGAGUGGGUCUCCUUCAAUGAAGAGACACUCUUUCCUGUCCUUUCUGAGGGGGGUGCUGAGGAACACCUCCCUGGGCUGUCAUCUUCCUCAGACCAGUCUGAGAGCUCUUCUGUGGGGAACCAGGCGGUGGAUGGAGGCUCUCGGGACCUUUCCCACUCCGAGCAAGAUGACUCCUCUGAAAAGCUGGGCCUCAUCUCUGAAUCUGCCUCUCCUCCUGGGAGCCCUGAGCAGCCCCCACCUGACCUGGCCUCGGCCAUCAGCAACUGGGUUCAAUUUGAAGACGACACACCCUGGGCCAGCUCCUCACCACCUCAUCAGGAAACAGCCCUCACAUUGACCAUGCCCUGCUGGACGUGCCCUUCCUUUGACUCCCUGAGGAGAUGCCCUCUGACCUCGGAGAGCAGCUGGACCACCCAUUCCGAGGACACCAGCAGUCCUAGCAUUGGCCCUUCAUACACGGACCUGCAGCUCAUCAGCGCAGAGGAGCGGACUAGUGGCAGAGCUUCGGGGGCUGACUCGACUGACAAUUCUUCCUCACUCCAGGAAGAUGAAGAGGUAGAGAUGGAAGCCAUCAGCUGGCACACCAGCAGUCCACCCACGAAUGGGCACCCCGCCCCUCCAGUGACCUCUGCUCGUUUCCCCAGCUGGGUCACUUUUGAUGACAAUGAAGUCAGCUGCCCUUUGCCACCAGUCACCUCCCCUCUGAAGCCAAAAAUGCCACCGGUGGCACCUGUAACUCCAGCUGUACCUUACAACUCCACUGGGUCCUUCAAGAGGGAUCGUCCCAAGAGCACUUUGAUGAGCUUCUCCAAAGUUCAGAAGCUGGACAUUUCCUCCUUAAACCAUCCAUCCUCUGUAACUGAGGCACCACCUUGGAGGGCCACCAAUCCCUUCCUGAAUGAGACGCUCCAGGAUGUACAGCCCUCCCCUAUCAACCCUUUCAGUGCUUUCUUCGAGGAACAGGAGAGGCGCGCCCAGAAGAGUUCCACUUCCAGUACCACAGGCAAAAGCCAAAGAGAUUCCCUCGUUGUCGUCUACCAGGAUGCCAUCAGUUUUGAUGAUUCAAGCAAAAGCCAGUCCCACUCUGAUGCUGUUGAAAAACUCAAACAGCUCCAGAUCGAUGAACCUGAUCACUUUAGCAGUGCAACACUACCUGAUGAUGACCCAAUAACCUGGAUCGAACUAGAUGCUCACCCAGCCAGCUCAGCACUCACUCAGCCCAGAGACGGCUGGCCAAUGAUGCUCAGGAUCCCGGAGAAGAAAAACAUCAUGUCCUCCAGGCACUGGGGACCAAUCUACAUCAAACUGACAGACAGUGGUUACCUGCAGUUGUAUUAUGAGCAGGGCCUAGAAAAACCGUUCCGUGAGUUCAAGCUGGAGAUCUACCAUGAGGUUUCAGAACCCCGGCUUCAAAACUAUGAUGAGAAUGGUAGGAUCCACAGCUUGCGGAUAGAUCGCGUCACCUACAAAGAGAAGAAAAAAUAUCAGCCUAAACCUGCUGUAGCCCACACGGCAGAGAGGGAACAAGUGAUUAAGCUGGGCACCACCAAUUAUGAUGACUUCCUGAGCUUCAUUCGCGCAGUUCAGGACCGACUCAUGGAUCUGCCAGUAUUAUCAAUGGACUUGAGCACAGUUGGCUUGAACUAUCUUGAAGAAGAGAUUACAGUGGAUGUCAGAGAUGAAUUCUCUGGCAUUAUACGCAAAGGAGACAACCAGAUUCUCCAGCACCAUGUUUUGACUCGGAUCCACAUUCUGAGUUUCCUUUCUGGGCUUGCAGAGUGCCGAUUGGGCCUCAAUGACAUCCUCAUCAAAGGAAAUGAAAUCGUUUCUCGGCAAGACAUCAUGCCCACCACUACCACGAAAUGGAUUAAACUCCAUGAGUGCCGUUUCCACGGGUGUGUGGAUGAAGAUGUGUUCAGCAGCUCUCGGGUUAUUCUCUUCAACCCUUUGGACGCUUGCCGGUUUGAACUGAUGCGGUUCAGGACAGUGUUUGCUGAGAAGACCUUGCCUUUCACACUCAGGACAGCAGCAAGCAUCAAUGGGGCGGAAGUGGAGGUGCAGAGCUGGCUGAGGAUGUCAACUGGCUUCUCCUCCAACCGCGACCCUCUCACUCAGGUUCCCUGUGAGAAUGUCAUGGUGCGUUACCCAGUGCCCAGUGAGUGGGUGAAAAACUUCCGCAGGGAAAGUGUCCUAGGGGAAAAGUCUUUGAAAGCCAAAGUGAACCGAGGGGCAAGUUUUGGCUCAACUAGUGUCUCUGGCUCUGAGCCUGUCAUGAGAGUAACUCUGGGAACUGCCAAGUACGAGCAUGCCUUCAACUCCAUUGUGUGGAGGGUAAACCGGCUGCCUGACAAGAACUCAGCUUCUGGCCACCCACACUGUUUCUUUUGCCACCUUGAACUUGGCUCUGACCGGGAAGUGCCUUCCAGCUUUGCCAAUCAUGUGAACGUCGAGUUCAACAUGCCCACGACGUCUGCCUCCAAAGCUGCUGUAAGAUCCAUCUCCGUGGAAGACAAGACUGAUGUGCGGAAGUGGGUCAAUUACUCCGCACAUUACAGCUACAAGGUGGAAAUAGAGCAAAAAAAGAGUUUGAAACCAGAGUUUGAAGGAGAUGAAACGGAGAAUCCCAAGGAGUGUGGGGUACAGUGACAAAACCCUACACACCGAGGGUGUCUUCCUGAACUGCCGGUUUAAGUCAGUACCUGCUGUGCCGUCCCAUGUUGGGAACAAUCUCUCCGAGACCUGCCUGUUUGCAGUUACCUGUCUUUCAGUAGGAAUUCCUGAGGUGGUUGCUUAGAAGAGGCUUUUUGACCAUGAUCGAGCCUGAAGCAUGUGGUUCAUCUGACUUUUGGAGCUUUUUGUAUUAUUAAGCCUUCUCGUCUCAUUUCUGCUUCUAUCACAGUAUGAGUGUGGUUUGUUAAGACUGUGAAAGAGUCCAGAAAUGCAACUCCAGUAUCACUGUGGGCGCGAUUUCUUUCCGAUAUUCAUCUGUCACCCAUGAGUUUCUGGAAAACACGGUUUUGAAAAGUUUA